AUGGCUCCAAAUGUGGAGUCGGCGACACCGGCCGAGACGAGCAACAAUGGGAAGACAACCACUCCAAAGGCUUCCGUCACUUUUCGUUUGGAGGGAAACGCUUCGUCUUCAUCAACAGAACGAGUGCGAUCUCUGCUGACGGCGGCUGUCACGGGCGACUCAGAAACCCUUCGACAACUCCUCGACCAUCCAAUCACACAAAAGAAAUCGUUCUGGCUUCAAGCCUGCCAUCCACUGACCGGCAGCUCACUUCUUCAUUUGGCUGUGAUCUUUGGGAACACAAGAGCCGUUGAAACUCUCCUUCGACAACCCGAAUGUCCCAUUCUUUUUCGUGACUAUGAGGGUCGUUCGGCUUUACACUACGCGGCGGCUCUCUCCGGCAUCCACAACGAUCCCACUCUAUAUUUUGUGCUUAUUGAGGCUGGCGCCUCAGAAUCAACCCUCGACUAUGAGGCGUUUUCUCCAGUUGAUGUGAGACAAGAUCCGCUGCUAAUUGAUAUGAACUCGAUUCGUCUCGCUAAUCGAUAUCCAGUUGCUUUACAAGAUGAUGGCGGAUCUCUCCUGGCGAUGAUGAGUGAAGAGGCGUUAGAGAGCAUGGUACUUGAUGGUCAAUAUGAUGCUUUUGCGGAAAUGGCUGUUCUGCCCGAACAUUCCACUCUUCAUCAACGACUACUCGAUUUACAAACAAGGGUGGACGGUGUUUGGCAAGCGAUUUACGAUGGAGAUAUGAGGACAUUAAAGCAUUUGGUAUGCGAUCAACGAAUGGGACUGUGUCGAGAUGGUCUCAGUCGGACUCCACUUCACGUCGCGUAUCUUGUCGGGCGGAUUGACAUUGUCGAUUAUCUUCUUUAUGUUUGCCCACAAGCUGCCAAUGCGAAAGAUCGAGAAGAUCGUCUGCCGGUCGAGUAUUCAUUGUUAAGCGAAAGUGAUGAAGAGGCAAAAAAUCGUCAGCAUAUCCGCCGAAAGCGUUUAAAACAAUCACGACUUUCCGCUCGACGUUUGAAUAAGUCCCGAAUGCGGAUACCGGUGAUGGGCGAGUAUGACGAGGAUGCGGACACUGAAAUACGGGUCCUCGGUAUCGACACCUCGGAUCGUUCCUAUUUCACUGUACUUGAAGAGCUACAAAUCGAGGGAAAAGCUGAGCAAAUUUGGCGAACAGUGAAGAAAAAUGUAGCCAACGAAAAGCUGGUGCGCUUUGUGAACGAUUUUCGAAAUUUACAAAUGAGGCUAAAUAGUGCAAUUGAGGCGAUUGAGAAAAACGACGAGCGCCGAUUGCGGCAACUCGUUGAUGAGAAUCUCGUGGGCGCUAGGGACACUCGAGGCAUGCGCCUCUUGCACAUCGCCGUUUUGCGUGAACGUCAUGAGAUUGUCGAGUUCUUAGCCACUGAUUUCUCCGCUUUCAUCGAUCUCCCAGAUGCUCAAGGCCGAACUCCAUUGCACUAUGCAGCCGUGCAGCCGAACGCAAUCUAUGACACUUUAGUCGAACUGGGAGCUGAUCCGAAUAUCAACGAUUUAGAAGGAAACUCGGCAAGUUUCUAUCGUGAGAAUCCGGAUCGAAUGUCUCGUCCACUAUCAGCUCCAUCACCUUUCAACUUUUUUCACAGCAGUUCGGAGGAUGAUUGGUGUGAUCCAGAUGCUCCAAGAGAAGAGGAGAUCGACGUUUGGGUAAAUUCGGGAGAAGUGGGGCGGCUCGAGCAAUUGGUGCUUGAUGGGCGAGCUCAUCUGCUUGCUGAUCGACAAUCGCUUAAUGCACAAUCUCGAGAAUUCCUGCGAUCACUUCCUCAAUAUCAAUCAAAGAUUGAAGCGAUUCACAAAGCGGUCGAAGAUGGUGAUGUGCGGAGAGUGAAAUCGUUGAUCGAUCGACCGCAACUGGCAACGGCUCGGGACUCAUACGGGAUGACUCCUCUACACAAAGCGCUCCUUCACGGUCAAACGAACACCGUUCGCUUUCUUUUAGCCAAAUAUCCGAAUGCAGUCAAUGCCGCCGAUCAUGCCGGUCGAACAGCUCUCCACUAUGCCGCAGCGGAUCCAAACGGAGAGCACAUGAUCAAAGUCUUGCAGAAAAGUGGAGGCGACGCCUUCAUCGAGGAUAAGCACGGGCACACCCCAUUCUACUAUCGAACGCACGGGCAACGGUUGAACGUGCGAACGCUGAAAGAUAACGCGGUGAUGAGUCAACUCAUCUCUGGACAGCUCAGCCGCCCGCUUCUACAAGAUUUGGAAGAAGAUAUCUACGAUUGGAUUCAUACGGGAAAUGUCGGGAAACUCGAAGAACUUGUCCUCACCGGAUACGCUGAUCUUUUACUUGGAAGAAAUCAUGAAGUCGAAGAUUCUGACAGUAUUGGUUUUCUAGAAGUUCUGCCACAAUAUCAAGCAAAAAUCGCCGCCAUUCACAAAGCAGUUGAAACGGGAAAUCUGCGAGCGGUGAAAUUGUUGACUGAUCGAAAGAAAUUGGCGCUUUGUAGAGAUAGUCGAGGAUUGUCACCAUUGCAUAAGUCGAUCGUUUUCGAGAAAACCGAUAUCGCCAAAUACCUUAUCAGAAACUAUCCACAAAGUGUUAAUGCAAUGGAUCAGAAAAAGCGAACUCCAUUGCAUUAUGCGGCCGCGCUAAAAGAUGGUGGCUAUCUCUACAAAGUGAUGCGCAGAAGUGGAGCUGAUCCAAAUGUCUACGAUUGUCACGGUCGACCAGCCAAAUAUUACCUAAAGCAUCCGGGUGAAAUCGACCUCGCCGCGAUGCGUCUUGACACAAAAGCUGCUUUAAAACAAGUCCUCCACAAUCGAGUGGCACCUUCAUACUUGGAAUCUUCCAUUCAGCAAUGGCUUAGAGACGGUCAAAUUGCAAAGCUUGAGCAAUUGGUGUUGAGUGGUUGCGGGGAUCUCCUCCAGAAUCGCUCGAGUGCGAAUUCAGACACGAGUCUUUUCCUUAAUCAACUCCCGGAUUAUUUGGAAAAUAUCGAUGGAAUCCAUCGAGCGAUUCGCGAGGGCGAUCUCGAGCUCGUCAAAGAGUUGAUGACGACAAAGAAGCUCGCGAUUGCUAGAGAUCGGUUUGGUUGCACGCCGUUGCACGCGGCGGUUGUACACGAGCACACAGACAUUGUACGUUUCAUUGCCGGACAUUUCCCAUCCGUGCUAAACGCUCCAGAUUAUAAUAAACGCACAGCAAUGCAUUAUGCGGCAGCGGCUCGUGAUGGCGGACAUUAUUUGAAAAUUCUGGGCAAAGCUGGAGCUGAUCCGAUGGCUGUGGAUAAUGAAGGCCGAACGCCCGACUAUUAUCGCCGGAAUGCUGUGAUCGAUUUGAAGAUGAUCAAGGAUAGAGAGGAUGACUUCGAGCUGUUGAACGAAGAGCUUUUAGAAGACGGCCCACUUAUUGACAGUCCGGCAUCACCUGAUUCGGCUAGCAUUGACACCGAACACGUCGACUCGGCGAGAGUAUACGAAGACGAGGAUGAGUUUGAUCGACAUCGCUUUGAGAGAAUGGUUCAUACUAGGGUCGAUCUACCCACUAGUGAGAACGGGAUUUAUUUGGCGAGAACGGUGGCACCCGUUUUGACAAAAGCUCUUGCUGAGGUUCUAUUGCGACGACCGGCCGAUCCGAUCGGUUUCAUCUCGGAUUGGCUUCUCAAGUACACAAACGAGAUGCCCAAGCGAAAUGUG
Molecule: messenger RNA, 3654 nt
Organism: Mesorhabditis belari
Lineage: Eukaryota; Metazoa; Nematoda; Chromadorea; Rhabditida; Rhabditidae
Source: the annotation of a GenBank genome assembly